AGGUACUGGUGUGUCUGGCCUCAUCUCUCACAGUCUUUGCUGGCUUUCCCUAUACCCAACAUCUAGGACCUCGCUCCGAGUCUCCACCUCUUCCUCAGGAUCUUAAAGUGGGCUUCAGUGGAACAGGGAGCCUGUACUCUGGUGCCUUUGUAUUCUCAUACGUGGAAAUCACCAGUCCAUUCAUAAUCCUUCCUGAAGGAGGCAGCAACUUUGGAGUCAUGUGUAGUCCAGAUUAGCAGAAGAAUCGUAGUGACUGUCCCAUUCCUGGUGAUAAAGUGCGUAACCUACAGAUUUAAUUAUUGCUAAUGAUAAGUCGAUUGUAUAAAAGAGGCAGUUGAAGUCCGCAGCAGAACAGUGACAGGAUGGCAAAGCUUCUCCUCGGAACAGCGGUGGUCUUGUUGGCGUGCCUGCAACUGGGCUCUGCCUACAGACUGGUUUGUUACUUUACAAACUGGGCUCAGUACAGACCAGGAGCAGGGAGAUACCUGCCCGAGAAUGUGGACCCCUGCCUGUGCACCCACCUGAUCUACGCUUUCGCUGGGAUGAAGAACAAUGAGAUCGCUACCUACGAAUGGAACGAUGUGAAACUUUACCAUGAAUUCAACAGCCUUAAAAACAAAAAUUCAAACCUCAAGACUCUCCUGUCCAUCGGAGGCUGGAACUUUGGAACUCAGAAAUUCAGUGCGAUGGUCUCCACAGCAGGAACCCGCCAAAUCUUCAUAAAGUCAGUGAUCAGCUUCCUGCGGGGCUACGGCUUUGAUGGUUUGGACAUAGAUUGGGAAUAUCCUGGGUCUAGAGGGAGUCCUCCUGUUGACAAGCACCUCUACACUGUCUUGGUACAGGAACUGAUGGCGGCCUUCGUGGCUGAGAGUAAGAGCAGCGGGAAACCAAGACUGUUGCUGUCAGCGGCUGUGGCCGGCGGGAAGAGUAACAUUGAUUCUGGAUAUGAGGUUCCUCAGCUUGGACAGGUUCUGGACUUCUUCAACGUGAUGACCUACGAUUUCUAUGGACCCUGGAGUCAUGUGACUGGAGAAAAUAGUCCCCUCUAUCCCCUCCCCAAUAACCAGGAUACCACCAACUUGUACUUCAAUGUGAACUACGCAAUGAACUACUGGAAGAGCAAGGGAGCACCGGUGGAGAAGCUGAACGUUGGCUUCCCCACGUACGGGCACACCUUCAGACUGACCUCAUCCGACACCGGGGUCUUAGCCCCAGCGGGAGGUGCAGGGCCAGAGGGGAAGUACACCAGGCAGGCCGGGUUUUUGGCUUAUUAUGAGAUCUGCACGUUCUUGGAUGGUGCCACCAAGGAAUGGGAUGCCCCACAGAUGACUCCAUACACCUACAAAGGAAGAGUAUGGGUCGGAUAUGACAAUCAGAAGAGCUUUGGAGACAAGGUUGAGUGGCUGAAGAAGAACAACUUUGGAGGAGCCAUGGUGUGGGAUCUUGCCCUGGAUGACUUCUCUGGCGCCUUCUGUCACCAGGGACCCUACCCCCUCAUUAACACUCUGCACACUGGCCUUGGGAUUUCUGGAGCUUGCGUUCCAUCCAAGACAACGUUGGCACCAGCAGUUCCUCCCACACAUGCCCCAAGUGGUGGUGGCGGUAGUGGUGGCAGUAGUGGUGGCAGUGGGUUCUGCGCUGGCAAGGCCAAUGGUAUCUACGUUGAUCCCAAAAACAAGAACACCUUUUUCCAGUGUGUCAAUGGAAGGACCUAUGAGAAGCAUUGUGCCGCUGGAUUAGUCUUUGAUCCUGCCUGUGACUGUUGCAGCUGGCCUUGAAGAGAAGUGCCUUUAUCUUCGCUUGACAACAAUAUCGACAUGACACUGCCUCAUCGACUGCCUCACCUGAAGGUUAUUGUUGCAGUUAAAACAAUAAAAUAACUCCAUUAUUUCAAGCAGAU
Molecule: messenger RNA, 1900 nt
Organism: Pristis pectinata (smalltooth sawfish)
Lineage: Eukaryota; Metazoa; Chordata; Chondrichthyes; Rhinopristiformes; Pristidae
Product: acidic mammalian chitinase-like
Exons: 13
Coding region: 363-1778 (471 amino acids)
Biological process (GO): carbohydrate metabolic process; chitin catabolic process
Cellular component (GO): extracellular region
Molecular function (GO): chitinase activity; chitin binding
Source: RefSeq, a predicted model, not a curated record